AUAAUGAAAAAAUAUUUUUCUUGAUAUAACCAUACAAAAUUCAUGUUUGUUUAACGUUGUACUAGUUUUAAUAUUUAAGAUUUCAAAAAUAAAGAUAUUCUAAGAAUGCUUUUUUUCUGUGAAGAAGAUAACCGCAUUAUUAAAGAAACGUAUCAAUAUUUGCUGAAUGCUCAUUUACUGAAGUGCAUUUCACGAAAUUAUUCCUGGACGAGACUUUUACAAUGAUGCGAAUGCCGUCCGCAAUGAGAAUCGGAUGCGCGCGCCUGCAAGGCUGGGAACUCCCGUAAAUAAUUUCGCGCGAAUUACGAACAUAAUGGACGGUUGCGCGUGCCUGCAUUUCGAUAUUUUUAUCGCCGGGAAUGCCGUUUGUGCGGCGGUUUGCCUUCAAAUAACUAAGCGUUUGUAAUUCUGCUGAUUACAGAACUAAAGUGCGGUCAUCCGGCCGUGCCGAUGAACGCCAAGGUGUCGUUGUCUAAUGAAUCCCUGACGCCCGGCACCGUGGCGAAGUACACCUGCGAUGCGGGCUACGAACUCUUUGGAACUGGCAGCUUGGUGUGCAGUCUACGAGGAAAAUGGCAGGGUGACUUACCGUUCUGCGGUACGAACGUGGGUUUCCGCAAACCGGCGAACCAAUCGACGACUGUGAGGGGCGGAAAUGCAAAUCACGGUAAUGACGGUGACUUCAGCACGGAGCACGACGGGAAGAGGUGCACGGAAACCCAGAGCGAGCCCAGCCCCUGGUGGAGGGUCGACCUCCUCAAGCCAUAUUCCGUCAAGGUUGUACGGGUGACGACGCGAGGCUGCUGCGGUCAUCAGCCUCUUCAGGAUAUUGAGAUAAGAGUGGGCAACAGCAGCGCUGAAUUGCAGCGCAAUCCUCUGUGCGCCUGGUUUCCCGGUACUAUUGAGGAGGGUAUCACGAAGACCUUCGUCUGUGCCAGAGCACUCGUGGGGCAGUACGUCUUUUUGCAACUUGUCGGUGUCGAGGGUAGUCUGAGUCUCUGCGAAGUGGAAGUCUUUGCUACAGAUGAAUUCUCGGUAGACAGGUGCGCGCACGCCGGCACGCCCGCCGACGCCGACUUGACCGCUUUUAAUUCCACGUGCUACGAAUUCGUGGUGAAGAAGGGCGGCUCCUUCCAGGAAGCGAGAACCUACUGCAAGGGCCGCGGUGGCGAUCUCGUUCACGGUUUCAAGGGCAUAUCGUCGACAUUUAUCCUGAACAACUUGGAAAGGCGGAAGGAUAAGCUCAAGACUCAAUUGGUCUGGAUCGGGGCUCAGAAGGAACCGCAGAUCACCGCUCGAACGUGGCGAUGGGUGGAUGGCGAGAUUGUGCAGAAGCCAUCCUGGGGUAAGGACCAGCCGAACAACUACAACGGCGAGCAAAACUGCGUCGUGCUCGACGGAGGCCGCGGCUGGCUUUGGAAUGACGUCGGCUGUAACCUCGAUUACCUUCACUGGAUCUGCCAGAGCAGGCCACCGACCUGCGGCAGUCCUGAGAAAUCGGAGAAUACCAUGAUCGUGGGAUCAAAGAGAACGAUAGGCUCCACGAUAGAUUACGUUUGCCCGGACGGAUAUAUGCUGGUUGGAUCGAAAAGCAGAAUGUGCGGACCGAGCGGUUUUUGGAGCGGCGACGUACCCACGUGCAAGUUUGUCGACUGUGGCGCGCUACCGGAUUUGGAGAACGGCGCUAUCACGCUGCUGGCCAACCGGACCACAUAUGGCGCUUUUGCAGAUUAUACAUGUAAAGAAAACUAUACACUGAAGGGUGAAUCCAGACGAAGAUGCGGCGACGGCGGUAUUUGGAGCGGUCACGUGCCCCAGUGUCUGUUUGACUGGUGUCCCGAGCCACCGGAAGUGAAUGGUAGCAUCGUGACAACUAACGAAAAAAGAGUGGGUUCCACUGCCACUUACUCCUGCCAAAAUGGAUUUAUUUUGUUCGGUGAUAAUGUACUCACGUGCAACGUUGGUGGUGAGUGGUCUGGUAAAGCGCCGCAAUGUCGAUUCGUCGACUGCGGGGCCCCGGCCCAGAUCGAGUUUGGGACCGUCGCUCUAAUUAACGGCACGACUACGGUAAGUAGUUUGGCCGUUUACAAGUGUCAACAGGAUUAUUGGCUGGUGGGCGAAGGGAAGCAAGAGUGCACUAAAGAGGGCAAGUGGAGCCAUGACACACCGUCAUGCGAGCUAAUUACAUGCGAGGAACCGGAAGUGCCAACUGGAGGAUUUGUAAUAGGAUACGAUCUAAACGUUAAUAGCGUUAUCUAUUAUCACUGCGACGCAGGUUAUUUGCUUCACGGCGAGCAGAAACAUUGGUGCGGCAAAGACGGUGAAUGGUCGGGAGAAAUGCCGAUUUGCGAGUACGUCAACUGCGGCAAGGUUCUUCCGAUUUUGAAUGGUGCAGCGGACUACACGAAUGAUACAACUCAUCUCGGUAGCGAAAUUACGUACAGCUGUACGAGGAAUUACAGGCUGAAUGGAGUCUCGAAAAGAUAUUGCCUCGAUAACGGCCAAUGGAGCGACGCUACUCCGAAAUGCGAAGAGAUCCGUUGUCCGGAGCCUGUGUUGGCCGAACACGGGAUACUCUCUGUCACCGGAAACGACCGGAUGUACGGAAGGACGUUGAUUCGCACGGGAACCGCGGAGAACUCGAACACCGGCGCGACCUCGUAUAAAAUUGGGGCCCUGGCGAAGUACAGAUGCGAGAGAGGAUACAAAGUGGUCGGAGAACCUUUGUCUACCUGCGAGGAGAACGGAAAAUGGAGCGGCGAAGUGCCGCAGUGCAUCUAUGUCGAUUGCGGUAAACCCGAACACAUUCAGCACGGACGUUACACAUUGACGUCGAAUGCAACGUAUUAUGGAGCAGCUGCGCUUUAUGAGUGCGAUGGCAAUUUCGAGCUAGACGGAUUUGCCAGAAGACUGUGUCUUGAAAACGGCACUUGGAGCAGCGACACCCCCGUCUGUCGAGAAAUACGAUGCAGAGACCCGGAGAAAAUCGGCGUACUGUCGACGCAAGUAUCAACUCACAGUGUGGGUGGUGUGGCGCACUACAGUUGUCCACGUGGGUUUUACAUGGAAGGGAACGAGACUAGAAUCUGUUUGCAAAAUGGUUCCUGGAGUGGAACAAUGCCCGCUUGUUUUUCGGUUGAUUGUAAGCAUCCGGGGCCGAUAGAAAACGGUAGAGUAAUAGUGGUAAACGGAUCGACGACUUACGGAGGAGCCGCAGAGUAUCACUGCUUACCGCAAUAUGAAAGAGUCGGCAUAUUUCUAAGGAAGUGUUUGGACACGGGGUAUUGGAGCGGCGAAGAGCCAAAAUGCGAACUGACCGCGAAUGAGGUGGCGGAGCCUCAAGGUGUCGGGACGAGCGUCGGCAUCGGAGCUGGCGUCAUUAUCUUUAUAUUAAUUAUCCUCGGGCUAGUCUAUCUUAGGCUACGAAAAGCAACGCCGGUGAAAAAUACUGAGAACGUCCAAGCCGCAGAACGAAAAGAGGAUCAAAAUGCCGCCGUUAUGUCUUACGCUACAUUGAACGACGGUAUGCAUAACACCACGUACGAAAACGUCCCCGAGGAUGGUCUCUAUGAUAAUCCAUACAGCUUAGGCGGCAACGCGUACAGAUACGGCGGCCAACCGAGAAGGAUGUAUGGCAGAUCGGGGCAUUACGAGGCCGAGCCAGUUUCCAAUAGAAACGGAAUCACCAUCAACGGCGUAUCUGUGCGAUAGCUCGUAAUUCCAAGUCGACUUUCUUGAUUUUUAUCCACGUCGGAAAUUGCGCGCGGAAAAUCUCGAGUGGUUUCCUCUCGCGGGCGGUUUCCGUUGUCCUCGACAAAUGUACAGAAGACACCGAAGAACUUUUGUUGUUCGUUAUUUAUAUUAUCGCCUGUCGCGAAGGCACGAUAGUUCAUGUAAAUAAUUCGCGAGAAAAGGGGAGGAGGAGAAACGUGCGGAAAGGAUUACACACCGACGCGACUUUCUUCUCCGAGGAUCAACUAUUUUGUAUGAUUCUGUAUAUAUGGUGUAUCGAUCAUUUAGGUUCAUUACAUUUAUAUAGGCUUUAAGCGACAUGUUGUAUCAUAAGUUUACAAUUGCGCGAAUAAAGAAAGAGUGCUCUUGUUGUACUUCA
Molecule: messenger RNA, 4111 nt
Organism: Monomorium pharaonis (pharaoh ant)
Lineage: Eukaryota; Metazoa; Arthropoda; Insecta; Hymenoptera; Formicidae
Gene: fw
Product: sushi, von Willebrand factor type A, EGF and pentraxin domain-containing protein 1
Exons: 21
Coding region: 451-3711 (1086 amino acids)
Source: RefSeq, a predicted model, not a curated record